Messenger RNA from Capronia epimyces CBS 606.96, 1296 nucleotides. RefSeq lists its product as uncharacterized. The record is from RefSeq and is a predicted model, not a curated record. The transcript has a single exon. Gene Ontology annotation, molecular function: RNA polymerase II cis-regulatory region sequence-specific DNA binding; DNA-binding transcription factor activity. Gene Ontology annotation, biological process: regulation of transcription by RNA polymerase II. Bases 1 to 1296 code for a protein of 431 amino acids. Lineage: Eukaryota; Fungi; Ascomycota; Eurotiomycetes; Chaetothyriales; Herpotrichiellaceae.
AUGGAUGUUCAGACACAACCUCGAGAAGCACGCAUCUUCUCGAUCUUGAACGACAACGACUGUCCAUCGUUCGUCAUUCCUCUCCGACAGUCAUCUCCUGCGCCGUCCACGUCGGCCGCUUCCAGCUCUACCCCGGCUUCUCCACGACAGCAGAAGGGGAGGAGGCCGAGUCUCCUACGCCAGGCCCAGUACUGCCGGACCUCGUCCUUCUCGUCCGCCGGCUCUCCUCCUCUCCUGCGCCAGUCAUCAUCCUCCUCCAAGUCCUCCAAUUCGAGUAUGGACUCUUCUCCUUCUCCGGUCACCCCGGCAUACAACUAUCUGGACAACAACGUCCUGUCCUACGAUGCGCUCCUCCGCCAGGACCUGGUCGGCCCUAUACCUUCUCCCACCACCAUCACUCCCUUUUUGGAACAGCAGUUAAUGAUCUCCCCUGAUAUGCCGGAUCAAUUCUCCUCCAAGCAGAUCCCUUCCAUGAUGCCCGCUCAAUAUCCUCUUGUUCCUGCCCCUCUGCAACCCGGGCCUGCACAUCUUCCUUCAGUCACAUCAGCGAGUGCUCCUGUACCACUCACUACCUCUGCUCCCAGCAUUCAGACCAGAGACUCUCCCUCGGCGACGUCGCCUGGUUCAGUCAAGAAGAAUAAAUACCCUUGCCCGUAUGCACAAUCGCACAAUUGUCAAGCUUCGUUUACGACCUCGGGCCACGCAGCACGUCAUGGGAAGAAACACACGGGAGAAAAGGGCGUGCACUGUCCGAUCUGCAACAAAGCCUUUACCCGCAAAGACAACAUGAAGCAACACGAACGCACCCACAAGAAUUUGGCGACAGGUGGUAGUAAUGGCAAUGAUUUGGCAGGUCGGAGCAAGGCCGCCAUCACGAAAGAGGCACAGAAGACCAAGCAGGUCAGGACGACGGAGACAAUGGCCUCGAACGCAAGCCGGCGGUCCAGUAUGAUCCACUCGCCGCUAUCUGAAGUCACCUCCCUUGCGCCCACGGCCAUCGAAACCCCUCUCAAUCUCGAAGAGACCAACUUCUACUCCCAAUCGCCUCAAAUGCUCAUGCCCAUCCAGAACAUGCAGGAUGGUGUGUCGCCCAACACGAUUUAUCCACCAAUGGGUGUUGAAAUGCUUCUCGCGAACGACACCAACCUUCAACAAACCUCACUCCAUAAGAUGAGUGGCAAUGGCCUUGGAAACCAUGGUCUGAUGCCACCGACCCUUGUCCGGGGAUACUCCGAUCUCGAUACACUGGCGCAGGCCGCCGAAAGCUUUGACCCUUAUUACCAACAAGGCAUGUAA